Molecule: messenger RNA, 951 nt
Organism: Exophiala viscosa
Lineage: Eukaryota; Fungi; Ascomycota; Eurotiomycetes; Chaetothyriales; Herpotrichiellaceae
Product: derlin-1
Exons: 2
Coding region: 1-951 (316 amino acids)
Biological process (GO): endoplasmic reticulum unfolded protein response
Cellular component (GO): endoplasmic reticulum membrane; Hrd1p ubiquitin ligase ERAD-L complex
Molecular function (GO): misfolded protein binding; ubiquitin-specific protease binding
Source: RefSeq, a predicted model, not a curated record
AUGAACCUUUCGUUUCCCACAUUAUCGCCAAUUCCGCCUCCAGACAAGUACCAUCAUGAUUACUCCGACCUGCGCUCUCCAGUCCUAACUCAAUCCGUCCUCUCUCCUAUCUACACAAUCGUUCAAAGUCCCGAGUUCUUCGCUGAUUUCUCCCGAAUCAUCCUACCCUUCUUCCAACUCAUUCCUUGGACUAUGGCUGCGCUACUUGGAAGAGGAGGCGAAGAAGCCUUAGGCCAGCUGGGCCAGUUCCCGUUGGAACAGUGGUUCUUUGAGAUGCCACCGUGUACCCGAUACUGGACGACUGCCACAGUCGUCACAUCCAUUCUGCUACAGUGCAAAGUCAUCACACCAUUCCAGCUGUUUUAUUCCUGGCGAGCAGUUUACUAUAAAUCGCAGUACUGGCGACUGAUAACGACAUUUAUAUACUUUGGACCACCGUCACUGGAUCUGGCCUUCCAUGUGUUCUUUCUUCAGAGAUACUCCCGACUCCUGGAGCAAGGAUCCGGCGCCUCGCCAGCAGUGUUCUCUUGGCUACUUCUGUAUGCCUGCACGUCGCUCCUAGCGCUCAGUUCCCUCACCACCUCGAUCCCGUUCCUUGGUUCGGCAUUAUCCAGCACUCUCGUGUACAUCUGGUCCAGGCGCAACCCUGAUACACGGCUCAGUUUCCUUGGUGUCCUUGUGUUCAGUGCGCCCUAUCUGCCUUGGGUCCUCAUGGGCUUCCAUAUGUUCAUGCAUGGCAGCGUUCCCAAAGAUGAAAUCCUUGGUGUGAUUGUGGGACAUGUUUACUAUUUCUUUGCGGACGUCUGGCCAGGUCUGCACGAGGGACAACGACCGAUGGACCCUCCAGAGUUCUGGGUCCGCUUAUGGGAAGGUCGACGAGCCGAAACUGCCGAAAGAAACAUUGAUGGUGACGUGGCAGCAGCUGCUGCACGACCCGGCGAGGUCCGAUAA